Molecule: messenger RNA, 13294 nt
Organism: Protopterus annectens (West African lungfish)
Lineage: Eukaryota; Metazoa; Chordata; Ceratodontiformes; Protopteridae
Gene: DPF3
Product: double PHD fingers 3
Exons: 13
Coding region: 69-1286 (405 amino acids)
Biological process (GO): nervous system development
Cellular component (GO): nBAF complex; nucleus
Source: RefSeq, a predicted model, not a curated record
CCGCCUCUCCUUCCCCGGUAGCGACCCUUCCGAACUCACUGACAGUAUUCUUGUUACAUUGUAGCAAAAUGGCGACUGUCAUUCAGAACCCGCUCAAAACGAGUAUCAGGGCUACAAACCGCAAGAGCACCCGCACAAGACUUGGGGACCAGUUUUAUAAAGAAGCCAUAGAGCACUGCCGGAAUUAUAAUUCAAGGCUUUGUGCAGAAAGGAGUGUCCGGCUCCCUUUCCUUGACUCUCAGACUGGGGUUGCACAGAAUAAUUGCUACAUUUGGAUGGAGAAGAGGCACAGAGGCCCAGGGAAUGGUCCAGGUCAGCUCUAUACAUAUCCAGCACGAUGCUGGCGUAAAAAACGGCGGUUACACCCACCAGAAGACCCCAGGUUACACAUCCUUGAUAUCAAACCCGAUUCUGAGCUGUUUCUGAAAAAGGAUGGGAUAAUGUCUGAAGGAACAACGUUAGAGGCCCUGCUGCGGGGAGACAUACUAGAGAAAAAGAACGAUCCAAAGGAUGAAGAUACGCUAGCAGAAAUCCAGAGGGUGUUAGAAAAUGACGAAAAUAUGGAAGAAAUGAACGAGGAGGAGGAACUGGAAGAUGAUGUUCCAAAACGCAAAAACAGGGGCAGAGGACGGGGUCGUGGCUCUGUGGGUCGAAGGCGAAACAAUGAUGCUGCAUCACAGGAAGACCAUGAUAAGCCAUACGUGUGUGACAAUAGUUACAAACAAAAGCAUAACUCAAAAACCUCCGAAAAAGUCUGUGGAAAACGCUAUAAGAACAGACCAGGCCUUAGUUACCAUUACGCACACACCCAUUUGGCCGAUGAAGAGGGGGAAGAUGAGAGAGAGUCUGAACCACAUUCUCCACUUGUUCAUCGAAGUGAGAGUCAUAAACCCCGGAAAGGGCCAGAUGGAGUAAUAAUUCCAAACGAUUACUGUGACUUCUGUUUGGGCGGUUCCAAUAUGAACAAGAAGACCGGGCAGCCAGAAGAACUGGUGUCCUGCUCAGACUGUGGUCGUUCAGGCCACCCGACCUGUCUGCAGUUCACAGUGAACAUGACAGAAGCUGUGAAAACCUACAAGUGGCAGUGUAUCGAAUGCAAGUCAUGCACCUUAUGUGGGACCUCAGAAAAUGAUGAACAGCUUUUAUUUUGUGAUGACUGUGAUCGUGGCUAUCAUAUGUACUGUUUAAACCCACCAAUGUCUGAACCCCCAGAAGGAAGCUGGAGUUGCCAUUUGUGCCUGGAACAGCUAAAGGAGAAAGCUUCAGCAGGUACAGAAAAUCCUUAACAGUUCCAGAGCCACAGUCAGUACAGGUUUGAGGCCUAGGCUUCAGCAACACCAUGUGCCACUACCUGGAUCCACUUCUAUAAUGAAAGUUGAAUUUCGUGUUUUGCCUUGGUUUGACUUGGGAUGUCCCCCCAAACAGUGUGGACUAUGAAAUGUAAUCUGAAGUUUACAUUUCACGCCACGUUCAGGCACUACUUUGUCAUGGAGUCAUUUUCAUUUGUGAUAUUGUGUUCUAUAUGGAAGAUUAAAACUUUGUAUACAUGUUGUAUUUGUCUGCUGAUGAAUAGAAAGGGAAGGAAAACUACAAUUUAUAUUGUCUUUGAAAAGUGAUUAAACAGAAAGUUGUUUUUUCCGAUCAGCUAUGCACAUAGCUAGCUGCCAUAAGUGACUGAAACAGGUAUGUUAUCCACUUUAACGCUCGGCUUCUAAGUUCUGCUAAAGCACCUCAUUCCCACUGGUCGAUGAGCGAGAAUAUGCAUGGUUCCAACCAUUAAAAUAAAAAGGGCCAAAGAGAUGCACAAAUAAGCUAAAGGCAUCUGUGUGCUGCAGAACAGUGCUGGGAAGGUUUGAAUCUCAUCACUGUCAGUAUUUGCCCAAUUCUGAGCUGGUAAUUUGACCUCCCUAUUUAACUGGUCAGAAGUAAACUGUGCACAAACAGUAUCCUCCGUUGUAAUGAAAAUGCUGUAUUUCAGGUUAACAACUGUGGAGAAGUAGAAAUGCAUAAAAGAAAAGGGCAAUGAUGCUCUUAAUUCAUUAGAAGCCUAGAAGCUUGAGACAGAUGCACUCCCAUCUUUUUUUUUUAGCAAGAGUGCAACAGUAAAGUGUUGCAUACUCCUGACAGUUGCUUUACGUUAACUGUUUCACCAGAACUGCAGCUGUUAUUAACUAAACAGCUUUCCAAACACAGUUCACUACAUAAGCAGAGUUGAGAGCUUUAUUUAUGAAGACAUACAUUUAAAUUUUUAAGAAAUCAGAACUCUUUAACUCACGUCUUCAUUUUUAAAGGCAUACUUUUUAAUUUUUUAUUAAGAAUAAAUCUGAGCAGCGUGACUACAUGCAGGCCUUAAAAUGUGCUCUUAGAAGAAUGUUGUUUGUAUGACACUUACUGCUGGGAAGUUUUCCAGGUGUAUUUACUCACUGCUUAUCUCUAGCUGGAUGAUAUCCAUUGUAGUGCACCUCUGGUCUUAUUUUAAUGGUGACACUCUUCUUAAAUCUCUUGAUUCUGUAUAAAUCCCUACCUGAAGGAAGCAUGAGUUUCUGCUCGAUUCUGAAGCGAGUACAGAGGUAUACAGUUACUCUUGCUGUUUUUAGAGUGACCUAUUAAAAGGCCAGGCCUUCCAAGUCCUGAUACUGACUUUUUAAAAGUGCUUUUUGCACUUCCAGUAACUUUUACUAAACAGUGCCUGGUAAAAGCCUUAAAAACACAGCUUGUGUUCCUUUUGUAAGGAAUGUCUCCUGUAGCAGUACAGUUUAGUUCUCUGUAAUCAAAAAAAUCUUCACAUCCACUGUAUGUGUAAUUGUUCAUUGUUGUCUCGAUAUGUUUCAUAUCACUUUUCGAAACAGCCAUAGAUUAUUAGCAGGGUCUGGUUUUGGAAUCUUUUCAGUGGAUUCUGGUAAAGAGGGACAGAUGCACAGGGUGGUGGGUAAGCAGUUAAGCAAACGCAAAGCUCCCGUUUAUAUUAAGGGUAAUGUGAUCCAUUCAGGGUGCACAAAGGAAAUGUUUGCCUGUGCUUUGUUUUGGAAGUUAUUUUUGAGCUAGUUACUAAGCAUUAUCCUGGAUCGCUGCACUUAAACCCCCAUAUCAAGAAAGUGUGUAUUGUUUUUGUGUCCUUUAUUUUUCAGUUUCCUAUAGCUCUGUGGCAUUACAGAUAAUUUAUUGAUUCCACAGUUAGCUUCUGGUUGUUUCUCAGUUCUUUCUGAAAUGCUGUAUAUCUAUUCAUUUGUAUAACCUUGGUUUUAAGAGACAAUGCAGUUUUUUGUAUUAAAAAGUGUUUCUCUGUUUUUCAAACUGAAUCUCUCAGCUGUAAAUCACAAAUAAAUAUCUAUUCUACAUUUAUCCCCACUGAGCAAAUUGUUUCUAGGUCCCCAUCAUUAAUACAUUCAGUGUAUUAAAACAAGUGUUACUUAUUCUGAUUUUAGAAGUUUUCAGCCAGUCACUUGGGUAAUAAGGGGGCUUUUCCUAACUAGAAUCACCCAAACUGCUUUUUCUUAUCCUUGGCCAGUGUCACCAGUGACUUAAAGAUGAAAACGGCAGUCGGACUUGUCUCUCUCCCCCCCCCCCCCAAUCUAAAAGAACAUGUUUGUGAUAAGUUCAUAAAAAUUAGUUGAAGAGCAAUUUGUUGAUAACCUACAUGAUUUUACAAAAUUAUAUUUCUAAUGUUAGCCUUAACCAUUGACUAAGGUUGUCACACUUAAGAAUUUCACUUCCUCUGACCUGCAGUGACCUAGUGAUUUUUUUACCGUUUCCCCACCAGAUUGGCAGUGCUGGUUGUGUUGGAAGAGAGAAUAAACAAAAUAAUUGAUUAUCACUUGCUAUAUAUUUACUUGUGAUGUCAGUGGCAGUGUAAACAAACAAGCAACCCUGAUUAUAGCUAUUUUUUAAUUGCAACAGAAUUGGUACUAUGGUGGUGUGUUUAUACAGCACUGCUAUGUAAAGAGAAAAUGUAUGCACCAGCUAUGUAAAGAGACAGAAAAAUGGAUGGCCCAUGUCUUUGUGCAAUGGAAACAUAAAACAUGCUUAAAAGUGGAAUAUAGACUCUAAUGGGGGACAGGUGGCUUGCCGAAUGAGGUCCUCUCGAAAGAUUGACGUGAAUAUUUACAUUUUAACGUAUUAGUCAAUCCACUAGAAGUAAUCAGUACACUGUAGCUGUCAACAUUAAGGAUGUAGUCAACCUUUGUGUAGCUGUUCUUUCUUGUUUGAAGGUCUUCUCACUGAGUAGACCAAGCAUAAUAUGUUCUAAGCACUAGAUGCAUUAGCUGUAACCUAAAGGAAUAGAAAUCUUUGUAGUACAAGAUAGAGAUGAGCAGAACAGCUGUAACCAUCCUUUGACUGAGGUUUUCUCCCUCAGGGCUAAGUUGUUAAUAUUUCUGUAACUGUAAAAGCAAUGGAUAGGAAAGACAGAACUGCUGAAAUCUGUACUAGUCCUGAAGAUUAAGUCCAGACAGCAAUGCUUCCUGAAAAGAAACAACACUUUAGGCGGAAACUGAUUUUUUUUUUUAGAAGUUGCAAUAUUUUGAUUAGGUGGGCUUGAAAUUGUCCUGAAAGUUUGAUUAAACCGGUUUUAACAGAGCAAAGUGCUCUGAGUUGAUCAGCUGGUGAAACAGUUUGCCUUGAAAUGGAUUUGGUUCCAUACUCUUGUAUGUUUAUUUUUUAAGCAUUUGUAAAUCAGAUAAGCCUACUUGAACACAAAUGUCCCUUUUCAAGGAUGAUUUAGAGUAUUGUCUGGUGUCCUGAAACUUGCUUCAUGGCAGGCAGUGAAACGUGAUGAUAUGAGCAGUGGCUGUUUUAUGCUAGCUGCCCUUUACCAGGAUUUUGGGCAGUGCUUUCUCGUGCCAAAAUUAGAUGGGAAGAACUUGUGAAUCUUGUAGCUCUGCAUGCUGUUUGAAAGCUCCUAGGUUAUGUUCAUGGCCUGCUUCAUACAAGUACGUCACAGUAGUACAUGUCAGACAGUUGAUAAUUAACCUACCUUUAGGCUAGGUAGAUCAAGAGUAGAUUUUUGGCCAUGAAGUGAGGUUUGAGAUGCUCCUUCUAGAGGCAGAGAAGUUCAGUUACUUGGGGACCCAAGAGUUGUGAAGGUUUUUCUAAUUAAGAUUUUUUUUUUUCUUUGAUAGUCUCAAAAGGACGGAGACUGGUGUGUGUGUUUGUGGGGGGAGCAUGUGUUUCUCAUGCUGUAGCACACGGACUUUUCAAGUACAUUCAGGGUCUGCUAUGUAGAGAAAUGUAGGAGAAUAGCUUGUUAGAGUACUGGCAGAUAAUGAGCUUGUACCCUAAGAAGGCAGAUGUCCAGGAUCUCUUAAGUUUAUAUCUUUGAUAUUUCCCUCUGCAGCUCUUGUUCAGUGUCACAGAAGGACUGCUUCUCGAUACAAUAAGAGACUAAGAUAUAUUUUGUAAACUCCUGUCUUGCAGAAGAAAAGGCUCUUAUUUUCAGCUUCUGAGUAAAUGCACUCUUUUUUUCUCCAAUAAUCUUACAUUUCUUGAUCUAAUGUUUGUUCUGUUUGUGUAGUUUUGUUGACAGGCUGCAUGUCAGAAGACCAUCUUUAUCCUGCAUGGUAGACAAAUGUAAAUCCAAGUGGUAAUCUGGGUCAGCUUCCUUUCUAGUGGCAAAGGAAAAGCCAUCUGUCCAACCAGAAUCAGCUGACCAUGUGGAUGUCUGUGGCUUGCCUUUUUCUUGAAAAUAUUAGGGGGCUGCUGACAUAUGUUAGAGAGAGAACCUGGGUAGGUAGAUUUUAAUGUCAGGGUUAGGGACAGGGAUUCUGUUAGGCUUCAAGUAAAAGUGAUUGUUGGUAGAGAACAAAAUGGUAGUAAUGUAAGUUGUUUGCGAACGGAUUUCUUCAGUUUUAAGGGCAUAAUUCAUUGAUUGGAAAGGGAGCCUAUGUUCUGCAACAUCUGCUUGUUUAUCCUUUAAGAAUAUUUUGAAAAUCCUCCAUUUAAUGCUGAGUGCAGUUAAAAUUUCGUGGCACUCUAGAAGGAAAGAAGAUGCGUAGACCGUAAGUUGCAAUUGGAUAUCAACUUCUGUUGGCUAAUUUUUUUUUUUUUUUUUUAAUGUGCUUAUUUAAGGGAGGGCAGAUCUUUUAAGUGAAAGCAAAUUCAAAAAACCUGCAUGUUUCCUUUACUGCAGUGGGAGAAAAAUAAAAUAAAUUUAUUAUUUUUGUAUAUAAACUCUAUAUUGCUACAAAUCUUAGAGGUGAAAGGGAGCUGGCCGAUUUGUAGCAAAACCAGCAGAAGAUCAAUAUCUCAACAGUGGGGCAGGAAGUGCUUAUUGACCACUGCUUGGAGCAAGGUCCAUUCACUAAAGAGGUUUUCAUUUGUAUAUGGUAAUGUAGCAGCAAGGCAAUGUCAAAGAUACAUUUGUCAAUGCCAUGACCUAUUCGCAUUCAUGAUUUAUUCUUUGAACUAUAUUUUCAAACUAAAAUGUGUUUCCUCAUUUUGAAGAAGAAGCCUACCGUAGUCAUUGAAGUCUUAUCCAUCUUCUGUUAUAAACUGCAUAGAAUUGCUUUGUGUCGCAAGCAGAGUACUCUGAAACCAGAAAGGCACUUGUGAUUUUCACAGGAUGAUCCCACUGGGAAGAAGAAUAUUUGUGAUUGCAAAUCCAUUUUCAAAAACCCUCAGUGGUACGUUGAAUCUUGAAUAAUGAUGAAAGAAGCCACAAUUUUCCUCGCAUCUGAAUCUUUGCAUGUCCAAACUUAAGGAGCUUUUUUUUUUUGAGACUUAACAGCUGAAGUGGAAUUUCAGACCUUUUUUUUUUUUUGUCAUUGAUCCAAAUUGAACUGCAUCAUAAAAGGGUACAAUGGAUACUACCACAUGAGGUUCCUCUGUAAUUUUAGUUUUAUUUCUAGAAGUCAUUUGACUCCAGACAUUGUAAUGUUUAUCAACUUUGAAAGCUGAUUUAGUCCAUUGUUAAAAAAAAAUGUUACAUGAUGUGAUUGUUAAGCUGACUUCUGACCCUUUAUCCUCUGAGCACACCAAAGUGUUUAAAUUCCAUUGAGUUUAAACAUAUUCAGUAGUAGGCUUAGACCGUGUCUGCACAGGAUUCCAGAAGACUGUGUACUACAAGCAUAAUUAUCAAUGUCUGACAAUUCAGAAUUAUAGCAAAGGCCUUUAAAAGUCAUAUAAUACAGGAUAAUAAAGAGCAUUUUGUUAUUCUUCAGAAAACAAGGUCUUCGCAUAGUAGACCAUAUACAUUUAUUGACAAGGAGUGUUUGUAAGUGCUUAGUUCAGUUUUAUUUAAUGAUGUUUGUACACUUAAGUCUACUUUUAUGGGAAAAAAUAGUAAAUCUAGGAGAGAUAAUUCUGAGGGCAGCGAUCACAGUAAUCUGUGUAAAUCAUAGCAUUUGAGAGUUACGCCCACCAUACAGUCUCAUGUCACAUGUUCAUUUAUAACAUUCAUUCAUUUCUUUCAGUAAGAAACAUUUGUCAUCCAAAAAUAUGCUUUCUUGUGUCCUGUCUCAGUUUCAGGAAUAUAGACUAGUACUGCAAUGGGCUACAUCAGGAAGUGAUUUAGUGAAGAACAUCAAAGAACAAUACUCCUUGGUUAUGUCCACUCCAUGGCAGUAGGGGUAGCCAAGAAAGUAAUUAACAUUAAACAAGUAUUUGGUUGUUUACUGUCAACAUCUGUAAUAGAAUCUGCAGUACUUAAUGACAGUCCCCUUAAGGUGUCUCUCUAAUACUUCUGGUGGACCCCGUCAGGCCUGUAUUUAUUGUUGCAGUUCUUGUUGUGAGACUGGCAUACAUGCCCCCUCACACUUGUGUAUGCAGACGUGCCUGCUUCAUUCCACUCAUUGCUGUCAUUUGCAAAUGUGGACUUCUGUGACAUAUCAGCUGAGGAUAUAUGUAGGGGGAACUGUCUCGCCUUUCUGCAGCACUGGAGCUUGAUGGACACUGAAGCUGUGAUAAAGGUUUUGCAGAGCAGUCUUACAGGACGUUUACCUUUCUUUAUAUAGUACUGGUUUGUGAUAUACAUAUCUCUUGAAUGUGCUGGAAAAGUCUAGCUGAGAAGCAGAAAAAUCAUCUUCAUGUAGCAAAAUCUUUCAGGGCACAUUUGUCAAGCCUAGUCUUGGUUUUAGCUCGGUCUCGGUCACGUGAUCUGUAUUUCUUGACACAUUUCUGUUUUUUACUGCUGACCUUCAUUUAUACAUUUUGAUUGUGGCUACUCUCUUAUCUUUCUUUGGUUCAGAUUGUAAAUGUUUUUCUAGUAGGCAUCAGUAGUUAUUUUGGACAGUUUGUCUUUAGGCUGCAGAACUCUCUUUUUCUAAGUGGUCAGGAAGAAUUUCCAUUUUGCAACUUGAUUGGGCAGACCACCAGCUGCAGACACUGUCAGUACCUUGGCUCAGUUUAGCUAGCAUUUCAUUCGCAGAGAAAAAAAGUAUUCUGGAAAGUAUUAUUAGGGUGUGUAUUUAUUUUUAGUAAGUAUAUUUUAUCUUUUCAAAGACUGAAAUGACCAGCUGUAUUAUUCCAAACAAAAUACCACCAAUUCUGGGUUUACCUUCAAGUUUAGUAAAGUGCAGUAUUGUAGUCCUGCAGAAGACCAGCUUCAAGCACUUUUUAAUUAAAAAAAAUGUCAGUAGACCCAAAUCUCUCAGAUCAUGAAACUAUGAAUUUUCGCUCAUGUUCAUGUCAGCUUCCAUACCAGAGUUUUCAUGCACACCCUUACCUUCAUCCUUCUAGAAUGAUUUUGCCUAAUGAUACUCUGUCCCACUUUCAUUCAGGAACAGUAUGGAUUUCACUUUUUCGUAUCUCCUUUUUAUCAAGGCAUCACUGUUUGAAAUUCCAUUUGUAAACACUAACCUUGCUGCAUACUGCUAAAGGAAGCAGGGCUCAAAUCCCAUUUCUUACCAGUUAACCAUGCUCCUUACACAAAAGCAUUUGGCCUAAUGUGUGGACUUUAAUUACAAGAAAUCCUUACAUAACUCACUGAAGCUAAGCUAUGUGGAAAGCACCCCAAAGUUAACUGUGUUUCUUUUCAUGUAGUGAAGCCUUGAGGUUCUUAAACCGAACAGCUAUGAUUGACAUUUGGAAAAGACACAGAGGAAGGUAAUGAGGGAUACAAACGUGGGUGCAAUGCAUUUGUCAAAACAAUCGUAAAAACACCCUCAGAAAAUGUGAAAAGUGUUUUCUCUGUAGUACUACUAUCUGAUUACAUAGGAAAUAUCUAAGGUAAUAUGUCUGUAGUUUCUUCAGAGGGUAACACAGAGAUGCACCAAGUAAAAUGGAAGGGUGAUUUUUUUAACUGCCUUACUGAAUGUCUUAAGAACAGCAGAAGAUAUGAAUAACAUAUCUGCUGUUAAAUUAGCAUAAAUGUUAUUUUGUUUGCUGUUAUAUUGACAUAUCAACAUUCAUCAGAUUUACAUUUCCAUCCAUGGUAUACCAUACUGAUGCAUAUGGAAGCAAGCACAGUUACAGGACAACUUAUGAUGUCCUUCCUUAGCACUGUUGGAGUAUUCUUUACUCUUGGGAUAUUCUGCUGAGGACAGCUGAGCAUCCAACCAGCAUACCAAAUUACACCUCCAGGCUUCGUACAUCAGACAUAUGUCCUAUGUGCAAAGUGUAAGGUACCUACAUGACAUACAAAUGCUUAAUCCUCAGAACUUCCAGUCUGACAUUCCUUGUCCAGUUCUUCCUGUAAGGGAAUUUCUCUGAGCCCAGAGGUACAUGGCAGCCACCAUUUGUAUUAGUCCUUUUGCCAAACUCCAAAUCUGGAAAUUUCAGUGGUAUCUCAAGCCAGUUUGGCUCCAGCACUGUCAUCCUCUGGAGUAUCCAAUCCAUCUCUUACCUUAUCUGAAGCUGUAGCCUUGCUGAUGGAUUUACCAGAUUUCCUGAAUCCAGGUUUGCCUUUUCAGGUUCCUCUCCCUACUCAGGAUGCUUCUGAUUACAUUUAGGGAGCUUCCUCCAACAAAUAAACUAAAAGUCCAGGGUCUUUGGUCCCAUCAACAACUGACAGACCAUAUCAACAUCAAGGAGAUGAGGGUUUUACUUGUAGCUCUGCAGGCUUUAUAUUCCAUUUGGGUUCUGGGUCCUCUAAAGGUUUUCACAGACAAUACCAUAGUCAUGUGUUUCAUCAACAAGCAAGGGGGCAUAAAAUCUUACCUUCUUUGCAGGCUGGUUCUUCAGGGUUGGGAUUUUACAGUCUACCAUCACUUGGUUCUUCAGGCGGUUUACAUUCCUACAGAGCACAGUCUGGUGACAGACUUUCUGAGCAGGUCCAGGACAAAUUCUCAUGAAUGGAUACUUCACAGGAAGGUGUUUCUGAGCACCCUUUAUCAGUUGGGGUAAUCCUUGGGUAGAUCUUUUUGCCUCCCCUCUGAACUAAUAAAUCUCUCAUUUCUGUUCCACAGUGCCAAGUCCUUUGUCAUGUCCUUUUCUUGGAAGGAAAUGUUUCUGUGUGCUUAUUCCCGUCUUCCUCUACUACCAAAACUCCUGCACAAGGUCAUGUGGGACACACCCAAAAUUUUUCUGGUGACUCCCUAUUGGCCCACACAGUACUGGUUCCCCCUUCUAUUUUAGCUGGCUAGGGGCAGUCAUCACAUGUUACCUAACAGGAUGGAUCUUCUCACACAAGACAGAGGAUCUCUCAUUCCCCCUCAGUUGUCCACCCUUCAGUCGACACAUUGGGUGAUAGGAUUUUCAUUCCUUUCAAGCAUCGACUUUCUGAGGACAUGCUUUGGGUUUUUCAGUAGGCCAGAAAACCCAAUACUAGAGAAUCAUGUGACUGAAUAGAAGAGAUUUUCUAUUUAGUGUCUCAAGCAUGACCUUGGACCAUUUUUCUGUAGGGGAUCAUACUAUCUUCUAAUUUGUGUGGAUUGCUCAAUUCUGGUUUGGCAUAUCUAUCUGUUAAAGUUCAUUUAUCAACAAUUUCAGCUUGUCUGCCUCUGAAUCCUGCUUUGGCUUUUAGUUUUGAAGUCAAAGAAUUAUGAAAAGGUGUCCUUCAUACUGGGUCUCCAAGAAAGUGUAUUCCUCUUUCUUGGGAUCUUAAUUUUGUACUUGAGAAACUGAUUUAGCCCCCUUUUUUGCCUGCAGUUUCUUCUUCCCUGCAGCAUGGUACCUGGAAGGCUGCUGUUGGUGGCUCUUAAUUCUGCCAGAAGGUUCUCCAAACUUCAAGCACUCAUGGUUCCUCCUUUUUAUUUUUUGUUUUUCACAGUGACAGGGUCUCUCUUCAUACCAAUCCUUUUUUAUGCCCAAAUUGGUUGAUGAUUUUUCCUUGAAUCAGUCCAUUCAUCUUCCUUCUUUCUUCCCUUCUCCACAGACUAUUGGUGAAAGAGUUGUUCACGCCUUGGAUUUACAUAGACAGCUCAAGCAUAUCAGGAAAUCUGAGCAACUUCUAUUUUCCUUUCAUGCCAGGAAAUUGAGUUUAAGGUUGUAUAAGCAUAUCAGGAAAUCUGAGCAACUUCUAUUUUCCUUUCAUGCCAGGAAAUUGAGUUUAGGGUUUUAUAAGCAAACCUUGUCCUCCUGGAUUUCUAAGGCCAUUUUGUUUUGCUGUUCUUUUCAUGGUGGGCAGCUUUUGUUUGUGCUCAUUCUACCAGGAAGUGGCCUCUUCUGGUGCUUUUUUCAAGGGUCUGGGUACUGGAUCCAUCUUGCAAGCUGCUACUUCUGUUGACAUUACAAGUUGUAUGUCAUUGCCAGGGCCAGGGAGGGUUUUGUGAAGGCCAUUCUUCAUGGGUUUGUGGAGGGCUGUUCUAGGCCUUCCUCCUCCCAUACUUUCCUUUAGAUUUUGUACUCUCCCAAGAGUAAAGAAUACUGUAACAGUGAUAAGGAAAGACAUAGUAUAAUUGUGUAAGAUCUUGCCAUAACAGUAGGUGUCCUACCUCUUAACUGUUGCAGUAUUCUGUGCCUUCUUCCUGUCCAUGUUACCUUUUGAUGCUCUCCUUCUGGCUGAGGGGUUUUAUAUCCUUUCUUCUUUUUCCCUUCUUGGGAUGUACAGAUUAUUGCCUUUCUCUGGGGUUUCCCUGGUUCUUCUGGAGCAGUUCAGUUCUGAGGAUUAGGCGUCCACAUAUCACAUAUGUACCUUAUGCUUUGCAUGUAGUAGGAUAUGCAUGUGAUGUACCAUGUCUGGAAGGUAUAAAGGCUUUGGUAUACUGGCUCAAAGUUUAGCUAUCCUCAUUAGGGUAUUCCAAGUGUAAAGAAUACUGCAGCAUUGAGAAGUAGGACAUCUACUGGUAUGGUAAGAUCUUGUACAACUGUACUUUUCACAAGCUUGUUUCUAAUAAAGAUCCUAAUUAAAAUAUUUCAUCUCUGAUUUAUCCUGUGCAGAUUUAAUAGAACAUUUUUUGACACCUCGUAUUCUUUUGGUUUGAUUUUCAUUUGGGCACGUUUUCAAGUUGUCAUUCAUAUUACUGUUGAGUUUGCUUCCUCAUUUCCCUCUCAACUCAGGAUACUAACACGAAGACAUAGUUGUUCUCUCUUUAGACAUCUGUUUACUGGUUGUAGCACAUUUUGUCUGUGGCUACACUAUGUGACAUCAGUUAUGUCAUCUAAUACUGACAGGUUGCCGGUACAGAUGAAGCCUGAAGGAGAGUGAUUCUGUUUUCAUAACAAUAUGCAGGGUUAACGUGACACACUGUAAGCUAACUGCAGGGAACGUGUGGCAUGUGAACUGAAAAGGGGUUGGGGUUUAAAAUGUAUGUUACCUCAUUUUUCCCACACAGGUUGGGUUGGGGGGGGUCUUAAAGUCUGCUGUCUGAUGUUCCCAAGAACAGGUGGAAGCGAUGCAUGGAUGCAUAAUGCAGUGAAAUGCAACUGUAUGCUUUGAAAGACAAGGUCAUUUGUUAUUGAGUAUUUAAUCAUGGUGUUAUUACAUCCUGCUUAUAUUUAUAUUGGAACAUUUAAGUGUUGAUUUUGUUGUAGAAAUAUGAGUAUAAACACUGAUAACUAUUAUCUGACAUACGUUUGUAUAUAAGACGCACUCUGCACAUAAAUCAGAUUACAUGUACAUGAACUCCCUUCGCAAGUAUCAUGGGUAAUAUUUGUAAACUACCUUCAAGCACCGUUCCAUGAUAAUGACUACAUGCAUUACCCAUGAUACACUGCAUGGUGGUUAUAUAUGAAAUGUAAUGUUUUUUUUUUUUUUAAACCUGUCAUUACUGCCCUAACACUCCUUGUAUAACUCUUGCUUCUGUAUAUCUGCAGGGAGAGUCUUUCGUCUUUCUUCUUUUUAUGGUCAAUACACUUUGCACUGUUACCAAGUAUUUUCAUGUGUGACGAUGCUACCCUCUGUUUGUAUGCUGAUAAGGCAAUGAUUUAUACUGCAAAAUAAAGUAAAUGUUUUUAUAAAUAAAAAAAUGUCUCUUUCUGUCAA